Molecule: messenger RNA, 1491 nt
Organism: Tripterygium wilfordii
Lineage: Eukaryota; Viridiplantae; Streptophyta; Magnoliopsida; Celastrales; Celastraceae
Exons: 1
Coding region: 51-1274 (407 amino acids)
Source: RefSeq, a predicted model, not a curated record
CUCUCUUACAAAAUCCAAAUCACACGAACAGAGGAAACCCCACAAGAUCGAUGGGUUGCGUUUCGUCAAAACUCUUAAAGAAAGAGAUCCACCGGGAUAUUAUCCUCAACAAUGGCGGCGAGUGCGUGAACCACGUCGUGUCCCUCACGUCAUCCACUUACGGUGCUCUCAAACUAGACUACAACAAUGACCCGAAGCACCAGCCCAUCAAAGAUAUUGUUGCAGAGCCAAAGAAGAUGCAGAGAUCUCCGCCUCGAGAGGAGCCAGAGGUCAUCAAUGCCUGGGAGCUCAUGGAGGAUCUUGAAGACGGAGUACCCAUUGCGGGCUUAGCCAAAAAAAGCCCCAAAUCGCUGGGUAUGCCUCGUGGGUUAGAGGAUUUAGAUGCCAGAAGUCCCUUGAAGUUCUUGAACCCGUUUGUUUCUCCAAAGAAAGCGAAGAGAUUUGGAGGGAAAGAGAACAAAGGCUGUGAAAAUGGGGUUAACAAGAGUGUGGGAGGGUCGUAUUUUACUCCAAAAUCAAGCUUGAAAGCGAAAAAUUCUCCUGCGAAUUCUUGCAAGGCAAUGUUGAGAUUGAGUUUUCCAUUGAAAGGGUCCCCACUCGGGACAAGAACGGAGGGAUUCGGUAAUGAUUCAGGCGUCACACUACGGACCAGGAGUUUGAGUCCCCUGUUUGAUCCAGAGCUUGUUGCCUCAUACGAGAGAGAAUUGUCUGAAGAGGAAGAACAAAUCAAGAGGAUUAUUUCACCAUCACCCGGAAUCCGGAAAAUGAAGAAUACAGGAGAUUUACAGUCUUUUCUCUGCCAAUUCGUACAAAAAUGCCCGCCCGGGGGAGAAAAUACAGUUGUGAUUUACACCACCACUUUGAGAGGAAUUAGAAAAACUUUUGAGGAUUGCAACUGUGCAAGAUCAAUUAUUGAAUCACAUCAGAUUCAGCUGUACGAGCGCGACAUUUCGAUGGAUUCAGGGUUCAAGGAGGAGUUAAGGAGCUUAAUGGGGACAAAGGGGGUGAAAGUUCCACUUGUGUUUGUGAAGGGGAGGUUAAUUGGGGGAGUUGACCAAGUAGUUAAGUUGGAGGAGGAGGGAAAAUUGGGAAUUCUGUUCGAAGGGAUCGCUAGAGCUGUUGCCGGGGGAUGUGAAGGAUGUGCAGGAAUGAGGUUUGUUAUGUGUAGAGAGUGCAAUGGGAGCUGCAAAGUGCUUGAUAAUGAGCAAAAGAAGACAUUGAAAUGUAGCGAGUGCAAUGAGAAUGGCUUGAUACAUUGCCCUCUAUGUUGUUGAUUUCCACCUGAUUAACUUAUUUGAAUGAUUUUGGGAAAAGCUGGAACUAUGCAACUUUUUUAUUAAAAAUCUGCGUGUGUUUUCUGGGGCUAUAAAGUGUUCAGGCCUCCUGUGAUGUUAAUUUGAUUGAUUUCUUGUAUUUAUGGAUCAAGUUGUUCAAUUUGUGUUUCAUAGAAGAAAAUUUAUCUGUAAAUAGAAGUUUAGUUUUUCUAGAUAC